This is a messenger RNA of Trichoderma gamsii, 1131 nucleotides long. Its product is annotated as calcium/calmodulin-dependent kinase-1. Lineage: Eukaryota; Fungi; Ascomycota; Sordariomycetes; Hypocreales; Hypocreaceae. The coding region runs from base 1 to 1131 and encodes 376 amino acids. Gene Ontology annotation, molecular function: ATP binding; calcium/calmodulin-dependent protein kinase activity. The transcript has 5 exons. The record is from RefSeq and is a predicted model, not a curated record. Gene Ontology annotation, biological process: protein phosphorylation; cellular response to oxidative stress.
AUGCUCAAUCGCCUCCAUGGGCAACCCGAGAGCUAUGAGAAAAAAUCAAAGUAUAAGUUCGGACGCACCCUCGGUGCUGGUACCUAUGGAGUCGUUCGUGAGGCAGACGGCCCUACUGGCAAGGUUGCCGUCAAGAUCAUCCUGAAGAAGAACGUCAAGGGUAACGAGCAGAUGGUCUACGACGAGCUUUCCAUGCUGCAACGACUGAAGCAUCCUCACAUUGUCAAGUUUGUCGAUUGGUUCGAGUCCAGAGACAAGUUCUACAUUGUCACUCAGUUGGCCACAGGAGGAGAGCUUUUCGAUCGUAUUUGCGACAGGGGCAAGUUCACCGAGAAGGAUGCUUCGCAAACUAUCAAGCAGGUUCUUGACGCCGUUGACUAUCUGCACAAGAACGACGUUGUCCACAGAGAUCUCAAGCCGGAGAACCUCAUCUAUGUUACUGCCGAAGACGACUCCGACCUCGUGUUGGCCGAUUUUGGUAUUGCCAAGACGUUGGACAGCAAGGACGAAACACUCAAGACUAUGGCUGGAUCUUUUGGCUAUGCGGCCCCUGAAGUGAUGGCCAAGAAGGGCCACGGAAAGCCUGUAGACAUGUGGUCUAUGGGUGUCAUCACCUAUACCCUGCUUUGCGGCUACUCCCCCUUCCGAAGCGAGAACCUGCAGGAUCUUCUUGAUGAGUGCACAAGGGGCAACGUCGUGUUCCACGAGAGAUACUGGAAGGACGUCAGCGCUGAUGCAAAGGACUUUAUCAACCGUCUCCUAGUCCCAGAGCCUGAACAGAGAUGGACCAGCGAGCAAGCUUUGGGCCACAUCUGGCUCAGCGGCCAGACCGCCAGCGACCACAACUUGCUACCAGAAAUCGAGGCCUUCCGCAGACGCUCCCGCCUCCGCCGCGCCAUCGAAAUCGUCAAGCUCCAAAACAGGAUCAACAAGCUCAGAGAACACGAAGAAGACCCCGAGAACUCGGAAAUGGGAGACGUGCAAGGUGGCCAAGAAAGGGGAGAUGGCGCUCGAUUGCAUGCCCUGGGUCUCUUUGCGCUCAAGGAUGUCAAGCAGAAACAGGAGACGCUGCAGAUUGAGGAAGAGAUGGGAAAGGAAGCGAAGCGGCGUAGCUUUAGCGAGGCUUCUUAA